AGUUCAAUUGUACACAUUUUAUACCCGUUUUUCUUAGACGUUUGACGCAUUUGUACUCUGUGAGUUGUGGUUUUACGCCAGGUUGCACUUUGUUUUAGUAUGUUUCAUAUCCUAGCAGGUGAAACUGACUGGAAAUCGAAAGUGGGACGAAAACAAGCAAAAAUGAGUUAAAGGGAGGAAGCAGCUGAGGAUCACGGCAGAAGCUGAGUUUUCACGGUAAGGUCACCCAAACCGUGAAGCCUAAAUUUCAGAAGCAAAUUGCACACCUCCUUGGAGUCCAACCAGUUCACGGUCGCUAAAACCAUGAACAAAAGCCCAAGACCGUGAAGCGCCAAGAGUCCCGAAGCGGAUUGCACACCUCACUGGAUCCUAGUCGGCUCAUGGUCGCUCAGAUUGUGAACCAAAGUCCCAGACCUUGUAGUGCCAAGAGUCGAAAAGCGGAUUGAGUACCUCACUGGAUCCCAGUCAGUUCAAUGUCGCAAGAUCGUGAACUCAACCCCUAGACCGUGAACAAACUAAGUUAAACAGUGCAGAUUUUCUUGGCAUCUUAGUCUGGGAAGGAUGUUCACGACUGUGAACUGGGAUGUGAACUGACUUCGACCUAGGUAUAAAAGGAGGGCUGAGCUGAAGGAAAAAGAGGGAGAGACCUAGUGUGAGAAACUUCUUCUUCUCCAGCUUUCUAAAGAGAGAAAUUGACGAACCAAAGAAGAGAAGAGCUUAGGGUUUCAACUCCAAGGUUUUGGGAAUUUAUUCCCCAAAGGAGGAUCUUAUGCUACUUUACGCUAGGUAGAGGGGAAUCUCCUUUGAGUAGAGGCUUGUAAAAGCUGGAUUUCCUUAGGCAAUCUUUGUCUCCUACUUAGGUUAAAUUAGGGAAAACCUCUUAAUUCGUAUCAUCACCUAUGGUUGGUUGAAAUUUGGCCGCCCGAACUCCAAUUUGAGGGUGAAUUCUAGGCAAUCGUUGGUUGAUAGGUCAAGAGAGCUACUUUGGUAGCAUGAAUCGGAAUACCUUGUCCUAUUGACCGAGAGAGUGGCGUUUGUUAACUAUUUGCACUCCCCAACGGGUUACAACCGCUUUUUCCACACCUAGAAAUUCGAUCUGACAAGUCAUUAUUGUUAGCUAAGGGGAGCAACACCAGGGUGAAGCCUUCUCAAUUAGUGUCCUAUCCAUUUACUUUUUCGAAUGUUUUAGUUAUAGAUCGUUAUUUUCACCAAAAACCAUUUGCUAGAUAAUGUUUCCGACAAUCGAAGUAGGGGUACAUGGUCCGGCUCGGAUUGAUAUUUAAACAUACUUGCCUUAUAUUGCACCCGGUUAAGGUUUAUACUUGGGCCUUAAUUGAGAUUUUUAUUGUGAUAUUCGGGACGAGUCAAGUUUUUGGCACCGUUGCCGGGGAACUUCCGGUCCGUUAUUUCUAAAAUAUUGUUUUCGUGUGAGUGAAUCUUGCUUGUGUUUGGCGAGUUGUGGUUAUUUUGAGUGUGUGCAGAAGGGUGUAUGAACCGGAGUAAUCUGACACCUUUGGUGCCACUAGAUGAGAAUCUCAAACACAUUCUCCAACUCUUGGCUCGUGAGAGGGAACUAGCUGAAGCAAGAAGAAGGACAGAGGAGAGGGGACAGCCACAAUUUGGCCCAAAGUUGAAGGAUUUGUAGUUGAGGAAGAAUUUUAAUCCGAAGAAGAAGGAAGUAAAGACGAGAUGUCGUCUAAUCAAGAAUCUCAAGCGGGAGCUGCGGAGCAACCGAAGACCAUUGGAUACUAAAUGGCUCCACGAGCGGCGGAUAUUCAGCCUACCAUUUUACAUCCGCCCGUGGUCGCCAACAAUUUUGAGAUCAAGCCCGGCCUCGUCACUAUGAUCCAAAAUAAUGUGCAAUUCCAUGGGCUUAGAGAUGAGUCUCCGAGGGAUCAUGUUCAGAGGUUUAUCGAGAUCGCGGGAAGUUUGAAGAUAAAUGGGGUGCCCAAAGAUGCUUUGAAGUUGAGGUCAUUCCCCUAUUCUCUUGCGGGUUUAUCGAGACCACCCCUCUCGAUUACAUCAUGGGACGAUUUGCUCAACAAGUUCAUGACCCAAUAUUGCCCAUCUUCCAAGACGUCGGAGAGGCGCAAGAAGAUGGCCCAUUUCGAACAAAGAGGAUGAUGAGACAUUGAGAGAUGCAUGGGAGAGGUAUUCAGACUUCUUCCUCCCAUGCCCACAUCAUGGAUUUGAAGAACAGUUUCGGAUUGAGACCUUCUAUGGUGGUCGCCUCCAAGAUGACAAGAUCCUCAUUGACUCUCUAUGUCAAGAGAAAUUGAUGAAUAUGACUCAACCCCAGGUAACCCAAAUGCUUGAAUAUAUGGCGACAAAAGGGUACGAUUGGGGCUUGACAAGAAGUGGUAGAAGGGAUAUUGAGAUGGAGUACGUUCGGUGGAAGCAAGUCCUCCGCUUGUCGCUAAGAUUAAACGUUUGAUUGAUGCUCUCCUUGAAGAUAAGAAGCAAAGGAAGAAGCCGUUGAUGGUGUGAGAUUGGUGUUCGAGUACCAACCAUGAGAUUUCGGAGUGCCAAUUGAUGAAAGUAUCAAGCACCCCUGAGGAAUAAGCGAGCUUCAUCGCU
Linum trigynum is the source of this 2577-nucleotide messenger RNA. Lineage: Eukaryota; Viridiplantae; Streptophyta; Magnoliopsida; Malpighiales; Linaceae. The record is from the annotation of a GenBank genome assembly.